Molecule: messenger RNA, 1016 nt
Organism: Prorocentrum cordatum
Lineage: Eukaryota; Dinophyceae; Prorocentrales; Prorocentraceae
Source: the annotation of a GenBank genome assembly
GGAGGGCGGAUACGGUAUACAGAUAAACGGAGUGUGUCAACUAUCCGUAGCCAGUUUGGCUCAAAGUAUUUUCGUCAUUGAGAGGCCCGCGCGAUCCCGCGCAGAGCCACCCCUGCCCAGCUUUGUCCCUGAACGUUCCUGCGAGCCAUGGCGCUGCCCAUGAAGACCGCGAUGAAGACCGGCAUGAAGACCGCGAUGAAGACGGGUAUGAAGGCCACGAUGAAGAAGAAGAAGAGCAUCAUCGCCAAGGGCUCGCUGGCCAAGAGCCAGGUGCUGAAGGGCGCAAAGAUGAAGACUUCUGGGGGCCUCACUAAGGACAAGCUCAUGAAGAAUAAGCGCGGCAAGGUCGUGUCGAAGAAACAGCAUGCGGCUGGCAAGAAGAACUAUGCUGGGUUGAAGAAGUGGACCGAGUGCGUAACGAAGGCCAGGUCGGCACUCGGCCUGAAGGGCUUCGUGGCUGUCAACGGCAAGAAGCCGGAGGGCAAAGCACUCUACGCCAAGGCCAAAGCUUUGUACGCCCAGGCGUAGUGAUGGAUCUCUAGGGCACUCGUUCUCGGCAGGAUGCGUGGUCAUUCAUGACACACUUCUUCCUCCGCCGGUCAUGCAACGUCCCCGUGGUUAGCGGGAGCUAGAGUUGGCUGUAGGGUGCCGUGAACUUCACACGGCCUCGCGAAUGGGUGGCUGCGCUGGGCGAGCGAGCGUGAAGGAAGAAGGCCAAACCGCACACAGAGUCCCAGGGGCAACAAGGUCAGUGGCGCUCCGUGCUGGCUGGCAUCUGAUGCCCGUGGCUGUCUGCUCUUUUUGCCCCACGGUUUUCCAGCUCGGCCCCCGCCGCCCCUCAGAGGGGCGGGGCCACCACUGGCCCGGGCCGCUGGCCGCGACCCCGCGGCGGCGUGGAUAGCGAUGUGAUCGCCGCUCGUGACCUCAGCAGCCCUGGAUCCAUGCUGCGAGUUCUUCUGCGAAACGCCCCGUCCCGAUUUUUCGCGACGCCAUUUUGUCUGGGCGUGCACCUGGGG